AUGGCCCUUGAGCCUGGAUUUGGCGCCCUCGGCUCGCCAGAGAGCUCAGGACGAGAGUCGCCCAUCCCUCGACAAUGGAGGAACCAGCUCGGCGGAGAAGAGGUCCACAUCAAGGACAAGGCGCACCGCCGAUACGCCGCUGGGGUGGAAAAGGCACUGUCGUUGUUCGAGACAGCGCUCGAGGAAUGGGCCGACUACAUUUCUUUUCUGAACAAACUUCUCAAGGCCCUCCAAGCUCGGCCGACUUCCAUUACGACGAUCCCAACCAAAGCCCUAGUUGCGAAACGCCUAUCGCAGUGCCUCAACCCGAUGCUUCCUUCAGGUGUCCAUCAGAAAGCUCUGGAGACCUACAACUAUGUUUUUGAAACGAUCGGGAAGGAUGGCUUGUCGCGAGAUCUCCCACUCUAUCUUCCUGGACUGGCGCCGACUCUCUCAUUCGCCUCUCUCUCUGUUCGAUCACCCUUUCUCGACCUUCUCGAGACCUAUUUUAUCGAUUUGGACCCACGAUCCUUGCGACCGGCCAUGAAAUCCAUCAUACUUGCGCUGCUACCUGGCUUGGAAGACGAGACAAGCGAAGACUUCGAGCGCACCCUCGCCCUCGUGUCAAGGUUCAAAGAGGCGGUCCGACCACCACACGCGGACAAUAUUACGGAAGAACACUCCUCUGGUGACGAUUUCUUCUGGCAAUGCUUUUUUCUGGCUUCCAUAACCAGCCAGACUCGCCGCUCGGGGGCCUUGGCUUACUUGGUCCGCCAUCUUCCCGCCCUUGGUCCCGCCUCGUCCAUGGGCCCCUAUGCAACACAGGCCCCGAACGGCACGGAGAAGAGGUCUAGGAUAUCGACCGUAGUCACUUCUCCAGAGCCAGGACUGCUUGUUCGCUGUUUUGCCAGUGGUUUGGCGGAUGAGCAGCUCCUCAUCCAGCGAGGCUUUCUCGACCUCCUUGUCUCACACCUGCCGCUCAACUCGAGCGUGCUCCAAUCUUGCGUUAAACCUGCGGAUCUUGAGAUACUCUUAAAGGCCGCGGUCGGUGUGGUAACGCGACGAGACAUGAGCCUUAAUCGAAGACUUUGGGCCUGGCUCCUUGGACCUGGGCCUGCCGGCGGUGACGGUGAUAAUGCAGCCGACGUGGCCGUGACACCACCCGAGCAGCAGCAAGGAUACUUCUCAUCGAGGACGAGUUAUUUCGAAGAGUUUGGACUCCAGCCAUUGACGAAGGCUUUGCUCGAUAUGAUCCAAGGCAGCAUUCAAGCCGUCGCAACGGAGCGAGCCAGACCUUACAAGGUCUGCCUUUCUCUCAUGGAUAGGUGGGAAAUUGGGAGUCUCAUUGUGCCUGAAAUCUUCCUCCCCGUAGUGAAAAGCGUCCGACAGUUCCAAAAGCAGGUAUCGGAAAAGCCCGAGUUCACAGAAGUUUUGCGGAGCGCGAGUGUCUUCUUCGAUGGCAUCGAGAGCGGGCUGAUCUACAGCGAACUCGUCGGCUUACUAGCCCAAGCCACAGGCCCCGGUAACCUGGGAAUCAAAGAGCGGCUGGACAAGGUCUCGCUGGUCAACUUCAUCAUCUCCAAUUUCAACGUGAGAGAAGAGGAGAUGAUAACCAUCCACGCCCCCCUCACUUGUCUCGCCGCGCUGGCGAUGCUAGAAGAUUCCAAGAGCCGCAGAGCAAAGGACCGACCGGUUGAUAACCAAGAAAUGCAACUAUCUGAAGCCGUUCUGAGCGUCGUUGCGUCGCUGCUUGAGCUGGUACCCGAGCGCGCAUUCCCAAACCCCUCGCCCAAAUCUGGAACGAAUGAAGAUGCCCACACGUCCAGGUCGAGCUUGGAAGUUCUACAGCAGAUCAAGGCCUUCUAUUUUCACGAGCACGGAAAUCUGGACGGCUCGCCACCUCCAUUCAACGCCAUCAAGUCGGGCGAACUGUUGCUCCAGAAGGGAGUGAGGAGCAUGUGCGACGCCACUGACGAGCUGGAACUAUUGGAUCACAGGGGCAUUCGGGUCCGCAUUCUCAUCCUGAUUUUGCUUAAGACGCCAAGAACAUACAGCUUCGAUGUGGACCAACUUCUGAGCCACUUGAAUAAGGGGCUCGUAAAGCACGCUCAUUUACCAUUUUCGUACUUCUCGUCAACUGUGCAGCUUGCCACACAACUGCAUUCCAUCGAAAGAAUCAGUACUUUGCAGCUGUCCGCGCUCGUGAAGCCUCUGGUCUAUCACGCAUGGUCAUACCUAUCCGCAUCCGAUCCGAAAUUCCACGUGGAGACUACUCGGUGUCUGUGGCAACUCCAGACGGCUCUGUCGAUGUCGUGUCGCGACAUCGAAGCCAUUCUCUCACGUAUUCUGGUGGAUAUUCAGUCAAAGUCUCAGUCCUUUGCCUGCUCCGCAGAAGCCGGUCGCACUUUUGGCGUCCUGUGGACUCACACACUGCAGGACACCACCCCGGAUCGCAGAGGCUCCAAGACGCCGAUGCUGGAAGCUCGGAUCGGGCAUAGGCUUGCCGGCAUGGAUUUCUUCCAGGUCAUGUUGACACAGCCGGUGUUCCUCCUCUUGGAUGCACUGGCGGAUGAAAAGACACAGCUAUACAUGGUUGUUAAAUCGUGGCUAAACAAUGUGGUUGGCAUAGACAGACUUUUCCUUGUUUUGGUCACUAAACUGACUGAGCUACCCUUUCUUGCAUCCCUCAGCACCGAGGCGACGGGAGAAAAGCUCGGUUCGGACCCGAUCGUGUUUGGCGAAGAGCACGACCUGGAACUGUGUCUCUACUACCUGCAGACCCUGUACCGAGUGCUCCAUUGCACCGGUGAGGGAUCUCGAGCCAUCCUCGCAUCCAGAUAUCUGUACCUCGGCGGAACACAAGUCUUCAUUCGAGCCGGCGCCGAGGCCGAUGAGAUGACUCUCCAAGAAUUCUUUGUUCGCGCGUGUGUCAAAUGCAUCACCGGUGAUGCCGCACCUUCUGCCAGCGAGGAGCUUGUUGGGAGAGUCUCGCAACUCCACCGACGCGCGUUGUCUGUGCUUCACCAAUUUAUGACCAGCCAAUACGCCUCAGCUCUCGCCGGCCUACAUCUUGACAACAUCCUCAUAGAGCGGCUUUCGACCUCGUUCAUCAUCGCAGAUCCAUUCGUUCAGGUGCUCCUGCUUGAUGUCAUCCUCGACAUUCUUAAGCUCCAGGAAUCGACACCAGAGCAACGGCCGGCUACGGCGACAUCCGAGAAGGUACCGUCAAGCAGCGACCAGAGACGGCCCAGUCGACAGAUCAUUCCGCCAAGCGAGAUCCAACCGGCUGGAAGGCAGAUGCCUCCGCAGCUGCUGCAAUGCUUGCAAGCCGGAUUGAAAUCCAUCAGCAGCCAUCCAGUGCUUGAGAGCUGGGUGAUGUUUUUGGCGGGAUGCUUACCCCUUUAUUCCAAUUGCAUUUUCCAGAUCCUGAUUCCUCUCGUCGAGACGCUGUGCGCCCAGACUGGGGCAACAUUUGCCAGUUUACGGGACAUGUUCCGGGCAGAUGCUCAGCCAGGACCGGGAGGCGAAAGCGCACCGGAGUCUACCCUGAUCUAUCUGCUGAAUGGUCUGGAGCAGGUCUUGGCUUUGGCGCAUGACCAAUUGCUAGCCGAGGAGUCGCAAGCCCAGCUGGUGAAGGGACCAGAACAGCCCCAAUCAAUCUUUGGCAGCAUGGUCUCUGGUGUUUUUCAAUCGGACGGCCCGCAAUCGCGAAGCGCUACAGCAAACGAUCGAUUGACGGUCCAUCUCGCAUUUCAAGAUGCCAUGCGAUUGUGCUAUAGGAUAUGGUCCUGGGGCCAGGGCGGUGAGGCAAAGUUGCAAAAUCCCAUCUCAUCAGCCUCCUUCACCUAUACGUCGCUGCGUACGAGAAACCGGGCACGGCGGAUGCUGGAGCACUUGUUCACUGCGGAAACGUUGGAAUGUCUGGAAACGGUGAUCGAUAUUUGGAGAUGCAUGGAAUCACCUGCUGAACGGGCGCAAAUGUUCAAGUUCCUAUCGUCCUUGGACGCCUGCCGCCCCCGGCAUUCGAUCCCGGCGCUUUUCAACUCCAUCUACAGUCGAACGAAUCCGGGCGCCCUGGAACCAUCCCGCAAGUCAACGAUGACGAUUGACUUACAAGACUCCGAUUUAGCCGUUUUCCUCGUCGAAUAUGCGCGCUCGCUUGACGACGACGCCAUGGAUGAGAUCUGGCAGGACUGCAUGACCUUUUUGAAGGACCUGUUAAGCAACCCGUUCCCCCAUCGACAGACGCUACCGAGCCUGCUCGAAUUUGCAGCUAUUCUGGGUGAAAAGGUUGACAACACGACGUUUGGAGAGCAGCGGAAAAUGCGUCGAGAACUAGGGGAUGUCUUCCUCCGCUUGCUCGCCGCUCUUUUCACCACCCGUCCCAUGAUGUUUUCCGAACCAGCCAACGGGUUUUCCGAAAAGCCUGGCAAAGAUGUAACGGCACGGAGAAGCGCAGGCGGCGGCGGCGGCGAUGGCACAGAUGAUGUCGUUUCCAUGCUUGUAUCCGUCGUCCCAAAUUUGUCCAAGAUUCUGCUAGAGAACGACCGUGUGCUGUCGGCAGCCAGUACGAUUUCCACGAGCGUCAUUGGGCCGGCUUUUCGCUCCAAGGGAUUCCCCGAUACGAUUUCCCAGGGCGUCAUGAAACUUCUGCAUGAACUGUCACGGUUGCAAAACAAUCAAAAGACGUGGAAGAAGGAUGUCGGGGAGGCAUUCAACGAUGGAAAGUUCUUUGGCAUGCAUCUCAGUCUUGUGAAAGAUGACUGGCUUCCGCUGUUGAGGCAGUGGGCCCUCACCGACAAGGAACGGAUGUCCGAGAUUGUCGGCCGCAUCGGUGCGCCAACGACGGCCGGUAUUGUUUUCGGCGUUGGAGCCACAUCGGCGCGACUUGAGGCGGACCGGAAAACGCAGCUAAACCUGCGGAGGAUGAGCACGCUCAUUCUUUCCUCUACGAAGGAUACUUUUGUCGCCGAUCUACAGAUCAUCAUGGAGAAACUGGUGGAGCUGUUGGCGGCCUCCUCGACGUCAUCUCCGUCGUCGACAACCAGGGCAGAUGUGUACAUGGUCAUCCGAGCGAUGGUGCUUAUGAUGAGUCCCAUUCAUCUCGCUUCCCUUUGGCCGGUGGUGAAUGCCGAAAUCCACGCCGCCGUCUCCUCUGUGGUAAGCCCCGAGGACAGCCCGGUAUCCGACGUCUACACCAGCUCGGCCAUCCUCCAGGCGUGCAAGCUUCUCGACCUUCUCAUAUGCGUGGCCCCAGACGACUUCCAGCUCCACGAGUGGCUGUUCGUCACGGACACAAUCGAUGCUGUCUAUCGGUCGUCGAUGUACCAGCCUGUGGCGCUGGUCGACGAACUCUCGGAGGAGCUGGGCAGCGGCGGUGCUGUGCAAUCCGACGCGGCGGCCCAAACAGCGACCACCAGCACGCACAGGCGACCCCUCCUCGGCCAAGGUGGCAUUUGCGAUGACGUGUACCUGGAGCGCAAGGAUGAACUUGUGGCAAAGGUCUUGCGCCCAUUUUUCGCACAGCUGAGCAUCUUUGCGUUCGAGUCAACGUAUGCCUUGGGCGUCUUGGAUUUGGAUGGCUGUAUCCAGUCCCUGUUGAAGGACAUCUUUGACGAGCGGACCAUGGUCAAACCGCUCUGA
Molecule: messenger RNA, 5622 nt
Organism: Drechmeria coniospora
Lineage: Eukaryota; Fungi; Ascomycota; Sordariomycetes; Hypocreales; Ophiocordycipitaceae
Exons: 6
Coding region: 1-5622 (1873 amino acids)
Biological process (GO): Golgi to endosome transport
Cellular component (GO): endosome; trans-Golgi network
Source: RefSeq, a predicted model, not a curated record